AGCGCGAAAGUUUAGGCUCCUUCACCAAAAAUGAGCGACGGUGUCGAGGAGCCGCAAUGGAGAAAAGUGCAUUCGGUUACCGGAGUGACUCCGCGGUCCAGACACGGACACCGAGCGGCUGCAAUCCGCGAACUCAUCAUUGUUUUCGGCGGCGGAAACGAAGGGAUAGCGGAGGACCUCCAUGUUUACAACACCGUUUCGAGGCAGUGGUUUCUCCCAGCGGUGAGGGGCGACAUCCCACCAGGCUGUGCUGCUCACGGCUUCGUCUGCGACGGCACUCGGAUCCUGGUCUUCGGCGGCAUGGUGGAGUACGGGAAAUACACCAACAGCCUCUACGAGCUUCAGGCCAGUCGGUGGCUGUGGAAGAAGCUGAAGCCGAGAGCGCCUAGAACCGGCUCGUCUCCCUGCCCGCGGAUCGGCCACAGCUUCACUCUCCUGGGCAACAAGUGUUACCUGUUUGGGGGGUUGGCCAACGACAGCGAGGACCCCCACGGUAAUGUACCAAGGUACUUGGGGGAUCUGUAUGAGCUGGAGCUGCAGGCAUCGACGGGCGUGCGAGGCUGGAACGUCCCAGAGACGAAAGGAGCCGGUCCCUGUGCACGAGAGUCCCACGCCGCUGUGGCCCACGCCGGUCUCGGCUCCUCAAAGCUUUUCAUCUUUGGAGGGAUGGAAGGAUGUCGGCUGAACGACUUCUGGCAGCUGGAUCUCAGCUCAAUGGUUUGGUCAUCCCCUGCAACGAGAGGCCCCGCCCCUCUUCCCAGAAGUCUUCACUCUGCCAGCCUCAUUGGAAACAAGAUGUACGUUUUCGGCGGCUGGGUUCCCGUUCCAGAGUCGGAGAAACACAAUUCAUCCGAAACUGAAUGGAUGUGCACGAACUCCCUAAAUGUACUGAACCUGGACACCAUGUGUUGGCAGAGGCCCGGCCCGGAGCAGCAGGACGAUCUGGAGGUCCAGCUGCAGAUCCAGGCCCCUCAGAGCGACGACCUGCACGCCAGCUGGCCCAGAGCCAGGGCUGGACACUGCGCCACCAACGUCGGCUCCAGGCUUUACGUUUGGAGCGGCCGAGAUGGAUUCCGCAAGAACUGGAACUACCAGGUCUGCUGCAAAGACCUCUGGUACCUGGAGACAGAGCGACCUGCUACUCCAGAGGCCGUGCUGCUCAUCAAAUCCACCGUCAGCAUGCUUCACGUGGCGUGGCGCCCCCUGUCUGCUGCCGACUGCUACAUCCUUCAGAUCCAGCCGGUGUUUCCGCCGAGGUCCAAACCUGUGGAGCCAACAGGACCAGAUGGACGGAGCAGGAACAAUGAACAUCCUGCAGGUGUCCCGUCGCUCCACCCUCAACACCAAGGAACGGCUAGUCAGGAAGAGAAAACGUCAGCUCGGGAGACGUCGGAGCAGCAGAGAAAAGCUGUGAAAUCUUCAAACGGCUCAAAUGAAACCAGAGCGGACGGAACCGGUGCCGGCACGGAUCCGGUCGACUGUGGAGCGGUUUGGUUUGAUGUGGGCGUGUUUAAAAGUCUGUACUGUGAGGUCACCGAGUACUUCCUGCCUGCCGACAGCAGCCAGGUGACGUCGGCUGUCAGAUCCCCCAACACCAAACAGAGGAGGCUGCCCGGACCUCAGGACUACCAGGGCAGGGAGAAGCAGGUGCUGGUUCCGGGUCAGACGUACCGGUUCAGAGUAGUGGGUCUGAACUGCUUCGGUCAGGGAGACUUCAGCCCCGUCAGCGACUUCAAAACCUGCCAACCCGGCUUCCCCGGAGCGCCCUCUGCCGUCAAGAUUUCAAAGGUCAACGAUUCGGUCCAGAUCAACUGGAACCCUCCGUCGUCGCCUUCGGGCCGGAUCCUGGAGUACUCGAUGUACCUGGCAGUGAGGAAGAACCGCUCCACCGGCUCGGAGCGGCCGGGGCAGAUGGCCUUCAUCAGGAUAUACCGCGGCACCAAGACGUCCUGCUUGGUUGGCUCCGCCCAUCUGGUUAACGCCCACAUCGACAGCUCCUUGUCCUGCCGCCCGGCCGUUGUCUUCCGCAUCGCCGCCAAGAACGAGCAGGGCUAUGGCCCGGCAACGCAGAUCCGCUGGAUCCAAGAUCCUGUUAAACUUCGAGCGUCUGGGUUUAAAACCGACGGCGGCGCCGAGGCCGAGCGGGACGCCGCCGACAGCUCCAGCUGA
Messenger RNA from Nematolebias whitei (Rio pearlfish), 2169 nucleotides. It is a transcript of the gene hcfc2, whose product is annotated as host cell factor C2. The transcript has 15 exons. The record is from RefSeq and is a predicted model, not a curated record. Gene Ontology annotation, cellular component: histone methyltransferase complex. Bases 31 to 2169 code for a protein of 712 amino acids. Gene Ontology annotation, molecular function: protein binding; transcription coactivator activity. Lineage: Eukaryota; Metazoa; Chordata; Actinopteri; Cyprinodontiformes; Rivulidae. Gene Ontology annotation, biological process: chromatin remodeling; regulation of DNA-templated transcription.